This is a messenger RNA of Bombus terrestris (buff-tailed bumblebee), 2242 nucleotides long. Its product is annotated as solute carrier family 2, facilitated glucose transporter member 1. Gene Ontology annotation, molecular function: hexose transmembrane transporter activity. Gene Ontology annotation, cellular component: membrane. Gene Ontology annotation, biological process: monosaccharide transmembrane transport. Lineage: Eukaryota; Metazoa; Arthropoda; Insecta; Hymenoptera; Apidae. Bases 280 to 1854 code for a protein of 524 amino acids. The record is from RefSeq and is a predicted model, not a curated record. The transcript has 9 exons.
UAAAAUAUUGUUGAGUUCGUUGAAAGUGAAGUUUUUCUCGCAGAAGUUUUCACGGGAUCGAUUGUUCAAGACUGGAAUUAAUUACAUGAAUAAAUAAGAAAUACGUAACAUAAACUCGGUAAGAGAGGAUAGAAAAAUGGUGGGGAUUCCCACUUCGGAAAUCAUUUACAGCAUUUGAGCUAGUCCCCCGUGAACAGUGUAACGAAGUAGACAAGCAGUCGUGCAUACUAAGACUCGAGUUCAUCGAAAAAACUUUACUGCAAGGAAAGUUCAUCAUAUAUGCGUUGUGAUUCCGAAGUGGGAGACAUGCUUGAUUAUAGAGAUAGUCAUGCCGCAGUACUCACGGACCCUGACCGAUCUAAUCGUCCAUCUAAUUCGGAUAAUCUAAACGAAAGAUCAAUACCAGGAGGAUGGACCAUCACAUUAACUUUAGCAGCUGUUACCUGCUGCUUAGGUUCAGCUGUACCAGCAGGAUUUAAUAUAGGAGUACUAAAUAAUGCAGCUCAUCUGGUGGGUGCAUUUUGUAAUGAAAGUAUUAGAGAAAGAUAUGGUAUGGAUGUAUCCGAAAAUGGCCUGAAAAUAGUUUGGUCUAGUGUUGUCUCAAUUUUUCUCAUUGGAGGGGCAGCUGGUUCAUUUCUCUCAAGCUGGGUAGCAGAUAGAUAUGGAAGAAAAGGAGCGCUGUUUGUUGGAAACAUAUUUGGCAUUAUAGGAGCUGCAAUGUUUUUUCUAAUACGCAAAUUAAAUUCAAUCGAAAUUUUGUUAGCAGGCAGAUUAGUUGUUGGACUAUCUGGAGGUUUCGCGACAAGCAUAGUACCAAUGUACAUGUCAGAAAUUGCACCACUUAGGUUAAGAGGUGCAGUUGGAGUAAUAUGUCAACUAGGAAUUACAUGUGGAGUAUUUUUAGGGCAAAUUGCAGGGCUUGAUACAGUUCUAGGAACUGAAAAUUCUUGGCAUUAUAUGCUAGGAGCAUUUGUUCCAUUAUGUAUAUAUGCCUUGGUUUUUACAAGCAUUAUUUUACCAGAAAGUCCUAAAUAUCUAUAUAUAAUCAGGGAACAGAAGCAGAAAGCUUUGGAUGAACUCAGUAGAAUACGUAAAAUGGAUAUAAUGUUACUAGAAGUGGAAAUUUCUAGUCUACAGCAAGAAAUAGAAACAAAAACAACAGCCGAACCUUGGACUAUCAAGCGCAUUUUUAAAGAUCCAAAUCUAAAGCUUCCUGUAUUUUUAGUUUGUAUAAUACAAUUCGGUCAACAGAUGAGUGGUAUAAACGUUGUAUUUUACUAUUCUAACUCCAUAUUUAUCAAUGCUGGACUUGGCAUUACUGGAGCACAAUAUGCUACUCUUGGUACUGGCGUGGCUAACAUUGGUAUGGCUCUUGCUUCAGUACCAGUGAUGUCAACUUUGAAUAGGAGAGGUGUUCUACUUACUAGUAUAUAUUUGUGCUUAGGAUGUUUGAUAGUUUUAUGUAUUUCCAUUUUAUUUAUUCAUUUGUCAUCACAUAUGCCAAUAAUAUGUACAAUAGCCGUUCUGGCUUAUGUGAUAUUUUAUGGAAUUGGUCUUGGACCAAUACCAUACUUCAUUGGAUCUGAAUUAUUCGACGUUGGUCCUAGACCAACAGCUAUGGCACUUGGUAGUGUUUUUAAUUGGGGUGGAAAUUUUAUAGUAGGCAUGACUUUCCCAACAAUAGAAAGUAUUAUGGGACCAUAUACUUUUUUAAUAUUUGCCGUAUUUCUUUUAUUGUUAGGACAAAUUGUUAGGAUAUACUUACCUGAGACUAGAGGAAAGAAUACGAUGGAUAUAGCAGCAUUAAUAAGUCAAGGAUUUAACUCUAGACCAAAUUCCAUCCGUCAUACUUAAAUUUAAAAACUGGUACUUUAUAUGGUCUAGUGAAUAGAUAGGUUUACAAUUUUUUCGUUGUAAGGUUUAUGUAAAUAUUUAAUUAAUAAGGGUUAUUUUUUUACGAUUUAGAUAAGAAAUUUAUUAUACUUUUAUUUUUUAUUUUGUUAAUACUACAUUUAUCUAAACAUCUGUAUCUAAAUAAUUACAAAUUUUGAAAUAUUCGAUUUAUUAAUAUAAUACAUCAUUUAAUUAUUUUCGAAUACAUGAAAAGAUAAAUUGUUAGAUUUUACAUUUGUUAACGAAAAUUACAGUCAGAUAACAUUGACACUAAGUUUCCGGUAAACAAACCAAUGUUUUUAAAUAUGUAAUUGUUAUUCAAGUAUAAAGCAUUUCACUGCCCAUGUAA